This is a messenger RNA of Penicillium vulpinum, 663 nucleotides long. RefSeq lists its product as uncharacterized. The transcript has a single exon. The record is from RefSeq and is a predicted model, not a curated record. Lineage: Eukaryota; Fungi; Ascomycota; Eurotiomycetes; Eurotiales; Aspergillaceae. Bases 1 to 663 code for a protein of 220 amino acids.
AUGGCAACGCCGUCGCCCGCAGACCUGAACGCAGCGCGCGAAGCAGACUACAAACGCUUUAAAAACUAUGCCGCCUACACAUUCCUAAUCGGCGCACCGAUCCUAAUCGCCCUCCCACCACGCAAACUCGACCCUCUCACCGUCCUCGUCCUCUGCUCCUUCGGCGCAUCCGCAAACCAUAUCGUGCAUGAGCGCACUGGACGCAGCAUAGUCGACCGAAUUGAUGCCCGGAUCUCCCGCAUACAGGGGCCAUUCUCUUCCCUACCGAGCGAGCGCGCGCUAGAGAUCCAAGAACGACUCCGGGCCGCGCGCGAUGCGCAGCUCCGCCAGGCUGAGCAUGAUCAAUUGCAGGCGCAGAUUCUGUCACUUUCGGAUAAGCAGCGCAGGGAGCCGGACGCGGGUUUGAUGGAGGAGAUUCAGAAGCUUAAGGCGAGACAAGCGCAGGAGGAGGGGGUUAUGCAGCGGGUUUGGAUGGGUGGGGAGUCUGAGGGCUGGAAAGAGAGGAGGUUGAGGGAGGAGCAGAAGGCGCUUAGUGAGGGCAAGGGGUAUGGAGAUCUGAUUCAGGAACAUAUUUGGGAUGUUUGGACUUGGGGUGGGAAGGACGGGAAGGGUGAUGAGGGAGUCAAGGAUGAGACUGUGGUUGAGACUGAGAAGAAGGAUUGA